UUGGCAGCUCUGGCAGGUGAAAUCAGCUGUUCCGCCUUGCACAAGGCACAUUAGUUAAAUUAAAAUACAUUUUGUUCCAUCUCGUGCGCUCGAAAACAGUGCAAUGCGUAUGCUCUUGUACAAAACAGUUCACAGGUUUGACGGAUUUCAUGGAACGCAAGCAGCAUGUAGAACCGACGCGCGACAUCAUCUUGGACCAGUUCAGAAAGCGCGAAUUGUACGUGCCGAAUGCCGAGUGCUUGGCAAUGGAACAGCUGCUACAUAUCUACGACUCUUUCAUCAUGCCGCAGCCGCGUCGGGAGCGACGUGAGCGACGGCGCACGCAAACUGAGACGCAGCCAAAGCGCGCCAAUCAAAGCGCGCCUGAGGAAUUUGAACAGCUGACGAAGCGCUCCAAUAUGGUCUGCGUGGCCAGUGCGAAACGUCCUAUCGAACUAGCCACAGAAUCUCCAGGGCAUCUGCUCAACUGCCCACGAAAGCGCAUCAAAAUUGAGCCGAAACAGUGACCUCUCCUCUCCUCCACUCUUGCUAUGAUUCAGUUGACGACUUAUCAGUUCUGCUCUUCAGAUAUUUACAUACAUAUGUAUGUAUGUAAUUCUGACCAUGAUGCAAGUGGGAGAUACGAAAUCAAAGUUGUGCCUUAGAGCUUGAGAUGUGAAGUUUAUUGACUUACUGGAUACAGGUCUGCUUAGAUACAUACAUGUAUAUAUACAUACAUUUGCACAUAUGGAUGCGAGUGAAAUUGAUAUAAGCAAUAUGCCUUCUUAACGUAGUUCAAAGAUAGGAAUUUAUUCUGGCUUUACCAAGCACCCCCAAGUACAAACGGAACUAAAUAAAUUUUGUUGAUGUUA
This is a messenger RNA of Drosophila mojavensis, 851 nucleotides long. RefSeq lists its product as uncharacterized. The coding region runs from base 150 to 506 and encodes 118 amino acids. The transcript is spliced from 2 exons. NCBI's taxonomy places the organism in Eukaryota, Metazoa, Arthropoda, Insecta, Diptera, Drosophilidae. The record is from RefSeq and is a predicted model, not a curated record.